AGCAUUAACUGUACGUCUCCAGGUUGAGGAUCGAGAUCCGGCUGCCCAUUCUGCCAACGGAAAAGCUAAGUCUUUACAGCACAAAUUAGAGGAAGCAAUUUCUGAACAACAGAACCUCCAGAUUAUAAAUACUGAGUUAUUGAACACUUGCCAGACACUUGAAAAGAAGACAAGAAAACUGAAAACGACUAUUGAGUCACUGCAAAAGAAGUUAAUUAAAGGGCGACCCCAUGGCUUGCUGUUUCAGAGCUGUUUAGGUGGAGAGUUUCCUCAGUCUGAGCCCUUGUCCUACACAGAUAUAAUUCAACAACCUCUUCAAGAACAACUGAAGCAGCAUUACUACAAACUAUAUAGUGGUCAAGAAUCAAGAGGACAACUGACCCCCCUGACCUUGAAACGUACAUGCUGGCACACAGAUCCCUUUUAUCUGGACAGCCUUACAGGGAUUCCAAGACUGGGAUUGACAACUUUCUCAUGUGUAGCCAACGAAAUCCAUGCUUCAACUGAAAGGCCAAUAAAGGAUCAUACUUUGAAUGUGGCAAGAGGACACAAGUGCCCAGGCCCCAGUGGCGGCCCUCACCCACAAACAGACCUUUCAAGUUGUAUCAGGAUGAGCAAUGACCUAAGUAUGGAAGAGAAUGGUGUUGAAAGCUUACAUUCUGAGAGCCUGCCACAGUCCAGGGAAUAUUCCACACUACCACCACCUGGACACACUUCAUCCGUGGAGAGUACUGUAACUUCAAGUGGCACAAGUCCACCUCAUGAGACUAUUCCACUCCAAGACUCUAUGAGUGAGGACAAAGCCAUAUUAAAAAUGGAAGCCAAAGAGGAACCAGAAACAAUAGGAGAGCAUAGAAAAGAAUGUGGUACAGGAGACACUGCUGUUUCCCCUCUUCCUGUAACUGCUGUGAAAUCGGUUAACUUUAGGCAAAGUGAUAACAUUUCUGCUAAUGAUAAGGAGGUGGAGGCGGAAUUUCUCCGACUGUCUUUGGGAUUUAAGUGUGACUGGUUUACCUUGGAGAAAAGAGUGAAGCUUGAAGAGAGGUCCCGUAACCUGGCAGAAGAAAACCUGAAGAAGGAGAUCACUAAUUGUUUAAAGCUAUUAGAGUGUUUAACACCUCUGUGUGAAGAUGACAACCAGGCCCAGGAAAUUAUUAAGAAGCUGGAGAAGAGUAUAACAUUCCUUAGCCAGUGCACAGCUCGAGUGGCCAGUAGGGCUGAGAUGUUGGGUGCUAUUAAUCAGGAAAACCGGGUUAGUAAAGCAGUGGAAGUAAUGAUUCAGCAUGUAGAAAACUUGAAGAGAAUGUAUGCCAAAGAGCAUGCUGAAUUAGAAGAACUGAAACAGGUUCUUUUGCAGAAUGAAAGGUCUUUUAACCCUCUUGAAGAUGAAGAUGACUGCCAAAUUAAAAAACGUUCAUCUUCUCUAAACUCCAAGCCACCUUCUCUUCGAAGAGUGAGUAUUGCCUCUUUGCCUAGAAAUACUGGAAAUGCAGGAACGGUGGCUGGGUUGGAAAGUAAUGACCGAUUCAGUAGGAGGUCAAGCAGUUGGCGUAUCUUGGGGUCAAAGCAGAGUGAACACCGUCCCUCAUUACAUCGAUUUAUUAGCACCUAUUCAUGGGCAGGUGCUGAAGAUGAAAAAUGUGAUUUAAAAAGUAAAGAUGACUCAGAACCACCUGGAGAAGAAACAGUAGAAAGGACAAGGAAGCCAAGUGUUUCUGAAAAGAGAAAUAAUCCAUCAAAAUGGGAUAUUUCUUCAGUUUAUGACACAGUAUCUUCCUGGGCAACAAAUCUCAAGACUUCCAUCAGAAAAGCUAAUAAGCCACUCUGGAUUUCUGUUGCAUUCAUUGUACUCUUUGCAGCUUUGAUGAGUUUCCUUACAGGCCGAUUUUUCCAAAAGGCUGUGGAUGCAGCUCCCACACAGAAUGGGGACUCCUGGAUGUCUCUAGAACAUGCCCUGUGGCCAUUUACCAGACUUCAACACAAUGGACCACCGCCCGUGUGACUGUAGCACAUCCUAGUAAAGUUUCAGAAUCUGAACUUCGUAGUUAUUUUUAGCAGGGAACCAGAGGUUCUCAGCCUGACUAAGAUAUUUUACAUACCCUUCUUUUUGCAAUUACCUCCCCAACUGAAAUUCAAUGGGGAAGAAGCCUGCCCAUAAUCUUUUUAAUGAGCUUUUCAAGGAAGAAAUAUUAUAUAUUGUUUUGUUUGUUAAAUGUUAUUGAAAUAAAAUACCAUUCAAAUCUUCAUAAAGUGAAAA
Molecule: messenger RNA, 2257 nt
Organism: Choloepus didactylus (southern two-toed sloth)
Lineage: Eukaryota; Metazoa; Chordata; Mammalia; Pilosa; Megalonychidae
Gene: IRAG2
Product: inositol 1,4,5-triphosphate receptor associated 2
Exons: 21
Coding region: 611-2002 (463 amino acids)
Cellular component (GO): endoplasmic reticulum membrane
Source: RefSeq, a predicted model, not a curated record